Messenger RNA from Zonotrichia leucophrys gambelii, 1982 nucleotides. RefSeq names its product multiple epidermal growth factor-like domains protein 9. The transcript is spliced from 10 exons. The record is from RefSeq and is a predicted model, not a curated record. NCBI's taxonomy places the organism in Eukaryota, Metazoa, Chordata, Aves, Passeriformes, Passerellidae. Bases 118 to 1476 code for a protein of 452 amino acids.
GAGGGCAGAGCUGCUCCUCUGGGUGCUCUGCUCUGUGGAGGCCGUGUCCUCUCAGACCUGCUGCACUCUGAAUAUAAAUCCCCCUUUGUUGGGCAGAGGGUGACUUGGCUGAGCCACAUGAUCAGUCAGGGAAAAAUGAGUGCCUGGCUCUGUCCUCUGCUGUGCAGCUUAACCAUGGUGUGCUUAACAGGUAUUGCUUUAGGCCAGACAACCAGCACUGGGGUUCCCACUGGAUCCACCCCAGCACCUCCCAGUACAACCAGCACUGGGGUUCCCAUUGGAUCCACCCCAGCACCUCCCAGUACAACCAGCACUGGGGUUCCCAUUGGAUCCACCCCAGCACCUCCCAGUGCAGCCCCUGCUCCAGCCUCUGCUCCCCCAGCUGGGCUGACAGCAACCACUGCAGGCCCUGCUGCAUCCACAGCAGCUCCAUCUGCUGAUCCAAGCACAAAAACCCCUGCCCAGACUCUGCCCUCCACCACGGGGACUGUCCCCACCUCUCAGACUUCAGCACUGGCAGCCACAUCCAGCAGUGUCCCAGCGUCCCCUCCAGGAGUGACCCCAUCCCCUGGGCUCCCAUCAUCAGCUCUGCCCCCCAGCAGCCCCCAGCCCUCCAACUGCAGCACAGAGAACGUGACAGCCUGUAUCCCCUGCCCCCCAGGGACAGCCCCCACACAAGGCACCCUGAGCUGCUCGUGCUGCCCGGGGGGAGCGUGCAGCGAGCCCGGUGCCUGCAGCCCCUGUGCCCCAGGGCAGCACCAGCCCCAGAGGGGGCAGCGCUCCUGCCUGCCCUGCCCUCAGGGCUCCUACACCAGCCUCCCAAGGAGCUCUGUGUGCCUUCCCUGCCCACCAGGACAUUUUGCUAAUGAGUCUGGGGCUGCAGCCUGCAGGGCCUGUGAGCGAGGCUAUUAUAGCUCCAAGCAAAAUGCAGCUUUUUGUCUGCCUUGCCAGCCAGGAUCCUUCUGCAACACCAGCGGCUGCUCCGGCUGCCGGCCCUGCCCUGGGGGACAGGAGGCACCUCGGGAGGCGGCGGAGACGUGUGAGACCUGCCCGGCAGGUACAUUCAAAGGUGCCAAUGACAGCAGAUGCAAGGCCUGCAGGACAGGGGAGUACCAACUACAGCGGGGCAAGGAGAGCUGUGAGCAGUGCCCAGAAAACCACUACUGCCCUAGCCCGGAUGUGAAGCCAGUGAAGUGCCCCCCUGAUGCCUUCUGCCCGCGGGGCAGCGCCGAGCCCACCUACUGCAUGGAGCUGUUCCUGUACAAGGCAGGGGACUCCUGCCAGCUGACCCCUGCCACCGUCAUUGUCCUGGCCACCUUCUCAGCAGGUGGAAUCUUUGUGGUGUUUCUGAUCAUCCUGAGGAGCCGACAGGAGCAUGGCAGGAGCUCCCUGAAGUCGCCGCUGCUGCCCCGGGGCUCAGGGCUGGGCUCCUACGGGGGCACGGAGCACACGGAGCCCGUCUAUGCGGGCUGGUAGCCCUGCCAGGGCCAGCAGCCUCUCCUUCCCCUGGGGCAGCACGAAAGGGGCUCUGGGCAAGGUGUUUAACCACGAGCAACCUACUGCUGUACAGCUAAAAAUCAGUGCUGGGGAAUAAAACUCAGUUUUUGAGUUGUGGCUACUUGUGCAAACCAAACCAGCCCAUGCUGUGCUGCACUGGGCUGAUGGGAAAAGUCUUCCCUUUCCAAUUUCCAGCUUCCUUCACAAAUACUUUCCUUCAUUAUUGAAGUUCACCAUAUAUUGAAGUUGGAGGGGAGACGACCCACCUUGCGUUGGUCAGCCAUCGACUCCCCUUUAUUGAUCAAUCAGGCACCUUUUAUAACAGUGUUAAUUCACUUCAUGCAUAUUGCAAAAUCUGAGCUCACAAUAGGUCAGAGAUAACAUACCAACUCCUCCUUAUGUUUCCAAUACCAAGAUUUGGGUUCUCAAAAUUAUUCUUGCUUUCCCAAAACAGCCAAAGAUAGAACAUCCACUUGUUAUGAGAA